Messenger RNA from Hirsutella rhossiliensis, 879 nucleotides. Its product is annotated as proteasome subunit domain-containing protein. The record is from RefSeq and is a predicted model, not a curated record. Gene Ontology annotation, cellular component: proteasome core complex; proteasome core complex, alpha-subunit complex; nucleus. Lineage: Eukaryota; Fungi; Ascomycota; Sordariomycetes; Hypocreales; Ophiocordycipitaceae. Bases 1 to 879 code for a protein of 292 amino acids. The transcript has 3 exons. Gene Ontology annotation, biological process: ubiquitin-dependent protein catabolic process.
AUGACGUCGAUAGGCACCGGCUACGAUCUCCUCAACUCCAUCUUCUCCCCCGACGGCCGCAACUUCCAGGUCGAGUACGCCGUCAAGGCCGUCGAGAAUGGCGGCACCUCCAUUGGCAUCCGCUGCAAGGACGGCGUCGUCCUCGCCGUCGAAAAGGUGGUCGCUUCCAAGCUCCUGAAGCCCGGCGCCAACAAGCGGAUCGCUUCCAUCGACAGCCACAUUGGGGCAGUAUACUCAGGCAUGGUCCCAGACGGCCGCCACUUUGUCGACCGCGCCCGCGACGAGUCCCAGAGCUGGCGCCAGAACUUCAAGACGCCCAUCCCCACCGCCGACCUUGCCUCCCGCAUGGGCGGCUAUCUGCAAGCCUACACCAUGUACGGCUCAGUCCGACCCUUUGGCAUCACCGCAAUUGUCGGCGGUGUGGACACUUCCGAGGAGACGCCCGUCGACGGCGAGGUCGGCUCGGGCCCCAAAUGCGGCGCCGGCGGCAAGAUCCCCGGCAAGCACGGCGGCCCCUUUCUCUACAUGAUUGAGCCCAGCGGCCUAUACUGGGGCUACUACGGCGCCGCGACGGGCAAGGGCCGCCAGGCUGCCAAGGCUGAGCUGGAGAAGCUGGACCUGCCCGCCGGCAACAUUACGAUACACGAGGCCGUCAAGCAGGCCGCUCGCAUCAUCUACGUGGCCUCAAAGGAUAACAAGGACAAGGACUUUGAGCUGGAGAUGACGUGGAUCAGUGGCGUCGACGGGCCUACAAAGGGCCGGCACAUGGAGGUGCCCAAGGAGCUGCGCGAGGAGGCUGAGAGGUUAGCGCGCGCCGAGGAUGACUCGGACGACGAAGACGACAACGAGAAAAAGGACGAGGACAAGAUGGAGGAGUAA